Molecule: messenger RNA, 6783 nt
Organism: Oryctolagus cuniculus (rabbit)
Lineage: Eukaryota; Metazoa; Chordata; Mammalia; Lagomorpha; Leporidae
Gene: MLXIP
Product: MLX interacting protein
Biological process (GO): regulation of transcription by RNA polymerase II
Cellular component (GO): nucleus
Molecular function (GO): RNA polymerase II cis-regulatory region sequence-specific DNA binding; protein dimerization activity; DNA-binding transcription factor activity, RNA polymerase II-specific
Source: RefSeq, a predicted model, not a curated record
UACCCUCCCCCUCCCGCCCCGCCGCGCGCUCGCGGACAGUCGGCGCGCGGGCCGGGCCGGCGGCCCUCAGCUUUGGUCCUCCGCGUCGCCCAGGGCCCCGGGGGAUGCCCCCGGCCGGGUCCCCCUCAUGGCCGCAGACGUCUUCAUGUACUCGCCGCGCCGGCCCCGCAGCCGGGUGCGCUCGGUACUGCUCAAGCCCCAAGUGCCCGAGGACGACGACGACUCGGACACGGAUGAGCCGUCCCCUCCGCCCGCGUCCGGCGCGGCCACCCCGGCCCGGGCCCACGCGAGCGCUGCGCCGCCGCCGUCCCGGGCCGGGUCGGGCCGCGAGGAGCCCCCGCGCCGCCAGCAGAUCAUCCACAGCGGCCACUUCAUGGUGUCGUCGCCGCACCGCGAGCACCCGCCCAAGAAGGGCUACGAUUUCGACACGGUCAACAAGCAGACGUGCCAGACCUACAGCUUCGGCAAGACCAGCUCCUGCCACCUGUCCAUCGACGCCUCCCUCACCAAGCUCUUCGAGUGCAUGACCCUGGCCUACAGUGGGAAGUUGGUGUCUCCAAAGUGGAAGAAUUUCAAAGGCCUGAAGCUGCAGUGGAGAGACAAGAUCCGGCUCAACAAUGCCAUCUGGCGGGCGUGGUACAUGCAGUACUUGGAGAAGCGCAAGAAUCCUGUGUGCCACUUUGUCACUCCCCUGGACGGCUCCGUUGACGUGGAUGAGCACCGCCGACCAGAGGCCAUCACCACGGAAGGAAAGUACUGGAAAAGCCGCAUCGAGAUCGUGAUCCGGGAGUACCACAAGUGGAGGACCUACUUCAAAAAAAGGCUACAGCAGCACAAGGAUGAGGACCUCUCCAGCCUGGCCCAGGAUGAUGACAUGCUGUACUGGCACAAACGUGGCGAUGGGUGGAAGACCCCAGUGCCCAUGGAGGAGGAUCCGCUGCUGGACACAGACAUGCUCAUGUCAGAAUUCAGUGAUACCCUCUUCUCCACACUGUCUUCACACCAGCCAGUGGCCUGGCCCAACCCGCGGGAGAUAGCACACCUGGGAAAUGCAGACAUGAUCCAGCCGGGGCUGAUCCCUUUGCAGCCCAACCUGGACUUCAUGGACACCUUUGAGCCUUUCCAGGACCUGUUCUCUUCCAGUCGCUCCAUUUUUGGCUCCAUGCUUCUCACACCUGUCUCAGCACCUGCCCCAGAUCCCAACAGCCCACCUGCUCAGGGGAGCGUCCUGCCAACCACCACCCUCCCUGCUGUGAACCUUCCCGACAGCCUCAUUGUGCUCCCCACGGCCCCCUCCCUGGAUCCCGCAGAUGGGCAGGGCUGUGAACGCACCUCCAGGACAGGGGACCCCUUUAUGCAGCCCACAGAUUUUGGUCCCUCGGAGCCACAGCUGAACGUCCCACAGCCCUUCCUCCCCGUCUUCACCAUGCCCCUGCUCUCCCCCAGCCCGGCCCCAUCACCCGUCUCACCAGUGGUGCCGCUGGUUCCUCCUCCCGCCACUGCCCUCAGCCCCCCAACACCCCCUGCCUUCCUGCAGCCACAGAAGUUGGCAGGAGCUAGCAAGGCACCCUCUGUCAUCACGCACACAGCCUCUGCCACCCUCACCCAUGACGCCUCUGCCACCACCUUCAGCCAGAGUCCGGGUCUCGUGAUCACAGCCCACCCCCCUACCCCCUCAGCAUCCCCCUGUGGCCUGGCGCUGUCACCUGUCACUCGGCCACCAGCUGUUGGCCCUCCCCAACCCUGUUUAACUUUUGUGCCCCCUAAACCUGUUCCCUUGACUGGGGGGAGACCCAAGCAGCCCCCCAAAAUAGUGCCUGCUCCCAAGCCAGAGCCUGUGUCCUUGGUGUUGAAGAAUGCUUGCAUCGCCCCAGCUGCCUUUCCAGGCCAGUCACAAGCAGUGAUCAUGACGUCAGGCCCUAUGAAGAGAGAAGGGAUGUUGGCGUCCACCGUGUCCCAGUCCAGUGUGGUCAUCACGCCUGCUGCCAUCGCCAGGGCUCCCCCUGGCGUCGCAGAGUUCCACAGCGGCAUCCUCGUGACAGACCUCGGCCGCGGCACAAGCAGCCAGCCCGCACCCGUCCCCCGUCUCUUUCCCAGCACAGUGCAGGACGCCCUGGUGAAGGGCGAGCAGGUGCCGCUGCAUGGGGGCAGCCCCCAGGUCCCUGCCGCGGGGUCUGGUCGGGACGACCCCAGCUCAGGGCAGGUGUCUCCAUGUGCGUCUGAACAGAGCCCCAGUCCUCAGUCUCCCCAGAACAGCUCAGGGAAAUCUGCAGGGCCCAAAACCAUGGCUGCAUUGAAGAAUCGGCAGAUGAAGCACAUUUCGGCCGAGCAGAAGAGGCGCUUCAACAUCAAGAUGGGCUUCAACACCCUGAACAGUCUGAUCUCCAAUAACUCCAAGCUGACCAGCCGCGCCAUCAUGCUGCAGAAGACCGUGGAGUACAUCACCAAGCUGCAGCAGGAGCGCAGUCAGAUGCAGGAGGAGGCCCGGCGGCUGCGGGAGCAGAUCGAGGAGCUCAACACCACCAUCAUCUCCUGCCAGCAGCUGCUCCCUGCCACGGGGGUCCCCGUCACCGUGCGCCAGUGCCACCGCAUGCGAGACAUGUUUGACGAGUACGUGAAGAGCCGGACGCUGCAGAACUGGAAGUUCUGGAUUUUCAGCAUCAUCAUCAAGCCGCUGUUUGAGUCAUUCAGGGGGGUGGUGUCCACCAGCAGCCUGGAAGAGCUGCACCGGACGACCCUGUCCUGGCUGGACCAGCACUGCUCGCUGCCCAUUCUCAGGCCAAUGGUGCUGAACACCCUCCGCCAGCUGAGCACCACCACAUCCAUCCUCUCCGACCCGUCCCGGCUGCCGGAGCAGGCGUCAGAGGCCGUCAGCAGGCUGGGCCAGAGGUCGGGGGAGUCUUAGCUGCUGGACUGGCCUGUGGACACGUGAGCUGCUGGGAGACCUCUUCCUGCCUGUGGAGAGGAGGCCACGCACCCUCUGCGCCGCGGCCCUGUGCCGCUUGGGAUGCCUUGCUCAGGUCUGAGGCAGGGUCGGACCUGCCCCAACUCUGGCCCCUCUGGGGAGCCCCUUGCUGUGACUUCACUCGCAGACCUCAGUCACCCACCGCCCCUGCCCUCCUGGAGGCGCGGAGGCUCAGAUUUGCCCCCGACCCGGGGUUCUUUGCAACCUGUGCUCUCUGGUGCCCCCUGCAGGGGCAGUGGAGGGCAUCUUUCUCCCUGCCCCGCUCUGACAGCACCUGGCCCUCGUGGGUGGAUCUCGACUUCAUUCCAGGCUUCUGCACAGCGAUGGCCUCCUUCCUGCGCAUGGGCCUCUGGGGGGUGAUGCUUUCUUCAGAGACCCCCAGAACACAUGGGUGCAGAAGCAGUGGGUGUGGACGCUCGCAGGACAAGAACAGAAGCACAAACCACGCAGAGCUGCUGUCUGGCUCGGAGGCCGUCCUGCUGGCGUUUCGUCCGUUGUGGUUGAGUUCCUUGUGGCACGGCAGAGUCUGCAGUGUCACUGUGAGAAUCUCAUGGCAGGGACUUGGCCCAGGCCCUUCUCAGGCGUCCCCGGGCACCGUGGCCCUUCCGCCCUGCUCGCCGCUGACUUCCAGGCUGCAGACCGGGCCGCGGCAGGUGCGCCCCGGGCUGCUGACCCACCUUUUUGCCGCCAGCCUGCUCGCCACAUCGGACCUUCAUUGGGAAGCCCUGAACCACGCAGUUUUCAGACCAAAGAUGCCGCCAUGCCCACGUCGGUCAGUGCUUGUGUUUGCAGAGACGCUGAACGUCGAUAGGCAGAGCUCUGAGCCCGGGCCUCGGGCUUUCUCUAAGGGUUGUCUUCAGACUUGGUCGGACUGGGGCUGGAGCGGAGGGGGCCGUGCCGGAGAAGCGGGGCAGCCCAAGCAGUCCUCACCCUCUCCAGUGGCCCUGUAAGUGGCAGACGCUCUCCCCAGCACAGGGGAUGCAGCCAAGGCACCUCCUGGCAGGAAGAAGGGGCUUGCCAGGCUCCUGUGGUGCGCAGACCACAGGUGUGUCCUUCCACACCUGCCUGCUAGUCCUGGGAGGGCUUUGAGGGAGCCCUAGCGUUCCCCCUGAGGUUCCUGGAGACCUGAGGAACUGGGGUUCGGAAGGGCAGCCCCUCUGCGGUGGCCUCAGUUGUCGGGGGUGGGGGGAGUUUCUCUCCCAACCCCCAUCUCUGCCGCGGGGCCCUGCGCAGCGGCCCGCUCCCAUUUGCCUCAGCCUGUACAGGGCAGUAUGGUGGCGCCUUGCCUGCCCACCCCGCGUUUACAGGCCUGCCUGCCCCCUGCUGGGCGAGCCCCUGGGAAGUGGGACUAGAACUCGUCCUUUGCACACAGCUCAGGACAGAUGGGGAGUCACCUUCAGAGGGUGAAGGUCACUGUAGUAAGAAUUCUACCGGGGUCAGAGGAAAGAAGGGGUCUGGGGGACGGUCCGGAGCCCAGCCCUGCCCACUCCUGUGCCUUGUAGCAUUUGCAAAUGACCAUGUGGCUGGUCCGGCUGAGAACGCUCCUAAAGCAGUGGCUUUCUCCCCAUCCUUGCUGGGAGGACUUUGUUUUUUUUUAACUCCAUGGGAUAUAAAAUUGGCCUUCUGCUUCCUUGGCCUACCUCUCCCUUUUGCUGAAUUACUGUUCACUGCUGUUCCUGACUGUUGUCAUAUUUAAGGCUGUUGGGUUACGUGGGACUUGAAGUGUGUGUGUGUGUGUGUGCGUGCGUGUGCGUGCACACCAGCAGACCCUUAACAAGAUGCAUGUUUUUGUCUUUAGAUACUGACUUAAGUUCACUUCUCUUGGUGCUCAUGAUUGCUGUGGCAGGGAGGCCAUGAUGCUGGACCUCUGCUGCAGCGUUGUGCGUGUGGCCAGGCUGGGGUCUAGCCUUGACCUCCGUGCUGCGCUCCUGGCCCGUGUUCAGGGACAGCUGAGGCCCCCGGGCAGCGGCAGCCUCACGAGGGUGCUGAGUGCCCUCAUUUCCACCGUCACUCUUGUCCCCACUCCCAAAGAAGAAACUGCGGAAUGCUGGCACUUGGAGAACAGAGACUCAUUCAGAAGAGACCAGAACGCCCGCCUCCACGUGCCAUGUUGGAUGCCAUCAGCAGCCAACACCCCCCCCUUGGCUCUUUCACUAUGAAUGGGAGGUGAAGGUGCAGGAUGGGGCUGCCAUGGGGCUUUCUGAGAGCACACGGCAGCGCUCCUCCCUUCGGGGGGCCCACGCCCGGGGCAGGCCGGCGGCGGCGCCGAGGCUCGUGGUGGAGGAGGCUGGAGGGCAGGGGGGCCGUGGAGGCUGCCGUGUGCUCUCCGGCCCUGACUUGCACAUUUCCUCCCUGAAGACCCGGUCCCCCCGCUUUCUAGAGGUCAGUCCUGGAGCUUGUGCUGGCCCAGAGUGAGGGGGCUUGGGUUCUUGGAGGACAGAGCACCCAGCACCCCAAGGUGGUGCCCAGCCCUUGUCCCUCCCCGGGAGGGGCCACGCCCACCACCUGCCCCCGCAGUCUGGGCUCAAGAGAGGGUCUUCUGGGGAGCAUGAGGGUGCAGCUCAGUGACUGCAGUGGCCCUGGCCGUCUUCCCGGGUGAGUCCUGAGGCGGCCUGCUUGCUGCUGCUGCUGCUGCUGUCCCCACUGAACAAGACCCUGCACUCAGCAGAACUCUCAGAGAGCAGCGCUGGUCAGCGUGGGCUGGGCUCCUCCCGUGCUCCCGUGCGUGCGUGUGUGUGUGUGUGUGUGUGUGUGUGGAGGGGGCACUGGCCUCACGCUGCACACCUUGCCCUGGCUCAGGACUCCGUCCUUUCAGUACAUCCAGCGUGGGCAGGCUGAAGACAUCCCCUCCUGUCCUGCCUUCCUGUGCUGUCCCCGCUCCUCGGUGGUCUCUGCCUGUCUGCCUGUGGCCUCCCUCUGCCUGUGGCCUAAGUUGAGCCUCUCUUCCCCCAAGGAGAAAGGAAGUGGUCCUUCCUCAGAUACCCUGCUCCCAGGGAGCUGUGAGGCAGCCACCCUGCUCGUCCUGCGGGGCAGAGGCCCGGGAGAGCACGGGCCUGAGCGGGUGUCUGGGGUCCUGCUCAGCGGGGGAUGCACCCUGUGGUUCAGUCCCCUUGGCCCUUGGAGCACUGAUCUGGAACAGAUGAGCGAAGAGGGGGUGGCGCGCAAGGACGCCCACCUGGCCGUUUCUUCCUGAGCACGUGGCCCACACCCACCACAUGGAACAAUCUGCGUAUCUGCCUUGCAAAAAUUAGCCUUUGAAAACAAAAGGGAACUUCCGUUGAAUGUUGACUUGCUGUGUGCGUGCGCUUGCACCGGCCUGCGCGUGUGUUUACUUCAUGGAAUUUCAUCGUCCUGAAAUUCCUUUCCAGUUAUGUAGCAGAAUUCAAAACCCUGGCCGUGGCUAAUUUGGAGCGCUUGUGUUUCUCAGUGGAGCAGGGAGGUGGUGGAAGGUUGGGAGACACUGAGGUUUUGCUCAUUUCCGCUGUUUCCCUCCAUCUGGGAAGGGGCCGUGGGCUCCUCUGCCUCCUCUGUGGUGCCAUGGCUUGGCAGCCCCCCUCUUCCGUUUUCAGGCUUCGGUUUAUCGCAUCAAUGGCUGGUGUUUUUCUGCUGUGAGCUUUGGAGCCGGUCACACCUCAUGGGCUGAAAGACCCACCCGGGGAAGACUCUGGUUUGACCGGGGGCCCCUCCUCCGGCCUGCGUCCCUGAGCACGCCUCUGCCAUCACCAAGCGUGUCCCCACCGCCUGUAUUCAACACUACAAUGCAUUUGUAAAACUAUAUUUGCAUCCAAGACAAUAAAGAAAACUUAUUUUUUUGAAAA